Drosophila obscura is the source of this 1679-nucleotide messenger RNA. Its product is annotated as guanylate kinase-associated protein mars-like. NCBI's taxonomy places the organism in Eukaryota, Metazoa, Arthropoda, Insecta, Diptera, Drosophilidae. The coding region runs from base 101 to 1240 and encodes 379 amino acids. The record is from RefSeq and is a predicted model, not a curated record. The transcript is spliced from 2 exons.
UAUCGAUUGCUGCGCAUCUCUAGCACAAAGCAGCGCAAUUUGUCCAAACUUUUUGCUUUUAAUUAUUUGUUUUAAAUACUCUGCAAAACGGACUCCAAACAUGGAGCGCUACUUUAAGGAAUUAUACAAAAAGCAUCCAUUUCAGUGUUUCGGAGAGAAAAAUCGGGAGACGCAGAAGGUGGCGCGUACCAUGCGGCGCCAGGAUCUCUUUCAGAGCAACCGCAACAAGUAUGUGACCUCCAAACCGCUGGCGGAGGAGGCGCAGCCACGCCUUAGCUAUGCCACUCCUCCGAAAGAACACCAUGCUGUAGCUACGCAGGCGCAGCUCUAUUUAAAGCGCUUCUUAGAAUGGAAGGCGCUUAAAAAGGAUAAAACAAAGAACGAACAAACUGCUCGUCGUGGUCAUCAGAUGCACUCGUUGCCCACACAGGUUUCUAAAUUUGCUUACAGCAGCGGAACAUUCACACCGCCAUCGAACCUCCAUCUCCAGAAAGAGAAAGCUCCAGUGUUUGGGCCUCCAAAAAAGCAGUCCUUGUACGUGCUUGUCGAUAAACAUUCGCGUACACCCAACACGUCAGCGGACUUGUCUUGGCCGAACCCUGUGAAAUCGAGAGUAACUACAGUGAGGUCAACAACGAAGUUGCAUCCUGCCUCAGUAAAGCCCCAAGCCAAAAAAAUGGCUCGAGCAAAUCGUGUAGACACAGCCAGUCCCAAUCCAGGAUGCGGCGGAGGAGCUGCGGGCAAACUAAAGCAGAUCGUAGAGCAAACAAAAGCGGCCGCUUUCAAAAACCGGCCUGCCACCCCGAUUUCGAUUAGAAUGAAGGCUAAGAUAAACAUUAAAUGGGGAAAUAUGCAGAAACAUGUGCGCAAUCGUCCAAAACUCAGAUUGGAUUUGAUUGAGGCGGUGAGCAUGGAGCUGCCUCCCAAUACGCCGUUGAGUGGAACCAGGACCAGGACCAAGCAGCUUGCCCUGGCCACGUCCACUCAACGGAGAUCCAACAACUGGCCCGAUGAUAGUCUCGAGGGAUUUGGAAACAUUUCCAUCAUAAGUCCGGGGCAGCGGAAGUCGCAGGACAAGGAACCAGGAACUAAAAGCCAAAACCGUGGGGCUAUCUUCGGAACCAAGAACAAUUUUCGUCGUUUCAAAUUAACCUACGAAGAAGGUAAUAAAAGUGAUGAUGAGACAGCCCUAGGUGCCGAUAAGUUGGAAGAUUGCAAAGAGGCUGAAAGACAUAUUUAGACCAUGGAGCUCGGACACACUGCGAAAAUUGUAUUGAAUGUUUAAAUUUAAAUUGUACUUAUGUCUAUAGUUUAUGCAGGUGUAUGUAUUUUAUUUAUUGUUUAAGUUGCACAUAUUUGUUUAUGGUAUUAAUUUUGAAAUAUUUAAAAAAUGUCAAACGUAAUUUUAAGCUAAUUUUACAUGUGCUAAGACCAAACAUUAUUAUUGCAUUUAUAUGGUCGAACUAGUCAUUUCUCGAAAUUAUGCUUCUUGAAAUAUGGCGGUCAUAUUUUAGAUUUUAAAUUGUAAUUAUAUUGUUUGCAAGGCCCCAUCGAGAUGGAAGGAAGCUAUGAUUGUUUCUAGAAAAACGUCGCUGGUAUUUCCCGGUGUUUUUCAAAAUAUUUAUGUUAAAAGAAAUUAAUAAAUUAUUGUGGUAUACAACUAGACCUAAUUUCAAAUA